Molecule: messenger RNA, 2007 nt
Organism: Aplysia californica (California sea hare)
Lineage: Eukaryota; Metazoa; Mollusca; Gastropoda; Aplysiida; Aplysiidae
Product: tRNA pseudouridine synthase Pus10
Exons: 17
Coding region: 11-1855 (614 amino acids)
Biological process (GO): tRNA pseudouridine synthesis
Molecular function (GO): pseudouridine synthase activity; RNA binding
Source: RefSeq, a predicted model, not a curated record
CACAAAUACAAUGGCUGCGCCCAUGCCCAUGGACAUUUGUGGCGUCGGUGUAGGAGCCGGUUCUUUUACCUAUGAUGAACAGACGGAUCUCAAGCUUAAAGAGUUUGACCUGUUCACUAGCUCUCAUGAAGAAAGCAGGCAGGUGGCCCUACACCUGCACAGUGUUGGCUGCUGCCCCAGGUGUAUCCUGAGACUGCUGGGAGAGAGUCACCCAAGCUCUUACCGGGCAACACCGCAGGAUUUGGAAAGAAUUUUUCUGCCUAAGGAAAAGUGGAGCUCAUCAUCUGACACCCACACUAACCCGUGUUCCACUUGUCUUGGCAUCCUACAGCAGUAUGCAGACAAAAGUUUCUUCAAGAAGCUUGCAGGCAAAGUGAAGCAGGAAAACUUUGAGUUUCACGAUCACCAGUGUUCCCUCAUCUUGCCAGUGUCACUCAUUGUUAGACAGAAAGCUGCCUUUGUGGAUCUGAAAAGAAAGUUUGGAGAUAUUUAUGUUGGGAAAGAAGAGAGGAUAUCGUCUGUGAAGGAUGUGUGGAAGUGGGCGUGUGGUCCCCCGGUGGCAGAUCUACUUCAGUCAAAGUUUCAAAACAGGGCCAGUUUUGAUAUCCUAAUGACCUUCACCUAUGCAGAUUCUGAUAAAGAAUGUACUUUCCUGCUAGAUAUAUACCCAGACACUUUCUACAGACGUAAGCAGAGAAAGUUUGGUUUUGAGACGUUCACAAGGGCCAAUGUUGCUAACGCGCUGGCGUAUACGGAUAAUUCCAAGUUUGAGGACUGUUCUCCCUGCCCCCCACCCCUGCCCACUGUAGAAUGUGAGUGUACGGUCACCUGCAAUCAUGAGGCUGUGUUCAUUGCUGGUCGCUACCAGAAGUACAGUAGAGUGCUCAGCCAGACCCCCUGGGUGAUAGACGGAAAGCGAGCCAUGGAGGGAUCAGUUCAGGAACUUGUCUGUGAUCAGAUUCUGCAAACAUUCCGUCCGACGGAGCACCGAUUGUCCUCCUCUGGCAGAGAGGAUGUAGAUGUGAGGAUGUUGGGUCUGGGGAGGCCUUUUGUCGUGGAGCUGAUCAAUCCUCACUGCACCAGGUUCUCCGUGGAAGAGAUUGCAGCAUUACAGAAGAGAAUCAAUGCCUCAACAUCUGAUGUUCAAGUGCGCGAUCUCCAGACUGUAUCAAGGGUGGAAACAGAAAAACUGAAAGAAGGAGAGAUUGACAAAACAAAGAAAUACAGUGCAUUCUGCUGGUGUGAAAGAGAAUUGACAGAUGCUGACCUCGAAAAGCUUAGUGCCAUAAAGGACCUGACUCUUCAUCAGAAAACACCAUUACGAGUUCUCCACAGGCGCACGGCGGCCACACGGGACAGAGUGGUACACAGCAUGAGAGCAGAGAAGUUGUCGCCGAACAGGUUCAAACUUCAACUAACUACUCAAGCUGGAACAUACAUUAAAGAAUUUGUGCAUGGAGACUUUGGACGCACAAGUCCAAACAUGUCUGAGCUGCUGGGUGCUGAAUGUGACAUCACCGAUCUGGAUGUGGAGGCUGUAGAUGUGGACUGGCCUCCAUACAUCGAUCCUGUGCCAGCAGAGGACUCAGAGGACACGGCCAAGUCUCAAGCUGUCACGUCUGACACUGUCAACGCAGAACCUGUACCCGAUGCGACAGACUGUCGCCAGACACAAGACCCCUGUGGUGUAACAGCAACAUCUGACACUGUCAACGCAGCACCUGUACCCGAUGUGACAGACCGUCGCCAGACACAAGACCCCUGUGAUGUAAACACAGCGCCAGACAAGACCAUAGACUGUGAUGUUGUUGCAGCUAACACUAACUCUACUACACCACUCUGUGGGAGUGAGUAAUGUGCAAACAUUGGAGGAAACAAACCUUCUUCCUCCAUGUCAAGUUCCUGGACGAUGUCAGGCACAAAUUUGGGAUUAUCCAGGGAUCUGUUAAAAGUUUGUUUUAUGUUUUUAUUUAUGUACUCAAUAAAUGACAGAUGGAUAUAAUCUAA